AUGGUUGUUCUCCGAGUGUAUGUACCCAUCAUAUUCAGUAGACUGUAUCUAACAGAAGUAGUCAAAAGGACGAGUGGAAAAACACCCAGUCCAUCGGAAACAUUAUCCGUGGAUGAAUGGCGGCCAUUCUAUCUGCGUCGACGGCUUUUGGCAGGUUAUACUGUCAUUUUCUGUGUGAUUCUUGCCUCACUGGAGACUGUCAAUCAGGUAUCUAGAUCUCGCCAUGGCAUCGUCUCCUCCAAUGAAUCCAGGCAUUAUCUCUGGACCUACGGACCGACUGCUAUUCUCAGUUUGAUUGCUGCGAUAUGGGCUCGAACUGAACAUCAGUCCAAGCAGAGCAUUCCAUGGCAGGCAAUGCUGGAUAAGCCGACUGAUGCCAGCAAAAGUGUAUUGCUGGACUAUGUGUCGAUGGCGCAGAUAUUCGCACUACCGAAAGCACUCCGGAAUGGAAAUUAUAUUGUUGCAUCGACAGUGACAGCAUCACUACUGUUUAGGCUCCUGGUAAUCUUCUCAACUGGUCUCUUAUCCCUCCAGCAGGCUUUGGUUGACAACUCAGCAUCAGAGAGUAAUGGAACGGGAGUACUCAAUGAAAACAGGCUGCUGGUUGAGAAUCUGUCUCUCCGCGGCAUGGAAGCAUGUGUCGCCGUGAUGAUCGUUCUGGUGAUGGUCAUGAUACUACUCACUUCCCGCAACGCGAUUUCUCCACAAAAUGCUGGUUCCCUCUCGUCAAUGGCUUCCAUUCUGGCCCGCAGUCAGGAGUUCACUUACAGUCUUCGUGGGACUGGUGCUGCCCCUUUGAAUGUCGUACAGGACUCGCUCAUGGGUGGGCUGUACAGCUCCCAUAGUGGUCCAGAUGGAUUUGCAGUCAGGGUUAACGAAGAUCCACGAGGGAAGAUUGCACCUAUUCGUGAGUAUGCUGCCCAUAUCUGGAGGCCAUUUCCUAGGAUGAGUGCUCGAGUUGUCAUCUUCAUCCUCUUGGUGUUGGUCAUUGCAGCUCUCGAGAGUGUUCUCCAAGUAUCACAGAAGAACAACGGACUCGGAGAUGUCGACACCGGUGGAUACAUACACUUUGUCUGGACACUCGUUCCAGCAGUCAUCAUGGUGUCUAUCGCAAUGACACUCUCAUGCAUCGACUUUAAUACCCGAUGCCUCGCCCCAUACGCUCAGCUACGCCAAAAGACAGGCACACUUUUCCACCGAUCCAUGACAGUCGACCUUCUGGAUACAAUCAGCAUUUUGAAUGUCUUCAAAUCAAUCCGUCUAAGAGAAUGGGCUGUUCUAGCAACCACUGUGAUGACACUGAUCGGAUCCUUCCUAACCAUCGUCGCCAGCGGCCUGUACUCGGCCAUCCAAGUCCCACAAAUCACUCCCGUCACAUUCCAGCAGGACACGCUUUUCACCGGCAACCUUUCAGCGCUCGGAGAUCGAAGGAACGGAGGGACGCAGAUGGCUGGUCUAGUUCUCUGGGAUAACCUAACCUAUCCGCAGUGGACGUACGAAGAACUCGCCUUUCCCGAACUAACAAUGGACGCAAAUGUAGACAAUUCAUCUUUGUCCUCCGUUGGUAUGAUCGUUCCUGCUGCAAGAGCAAAUCUCACCUGUCGACUAUACGCAUCAUCCGAAAUGCAGUCAAACUUCUCCAGGAACCAGCAUUACGAUGAUUCAUUUUUCACCGGAACACCAGGUGACUGGAACGUCAAUAUCAACCUCACCCAAGAGUACUGCCCCAGCGCUUUGGGUGACUUCAACGAAGCCACUGUGAUCACCGUGCACAACAUCGAGCCAAACACGUACUUUGGGAUGACCCUCACAAGCUACACUAGCGGGAUGUACAAAGCUCCAGAUCUAUGCUCGAACAUAACCUACGUUUGGGGCCAUGUGGGAGAGUCAUCAGUCGACCAAAUCGCCUUGUUAACCUGCAACGAGACUGCCGAGAUGGUCGAUACGACUGUGCGGUUUCAGCUACCUGAUCUUGAUAUUGACCAAGAGAACCCACCAGUCCCGGAUGAAUCUACGGUACAACCAUAUGAUAUCUACCGCGGAGUGAAUACCUUUGACUGGAAAAAACUUCCCAAUAUAUCAACGUCAGAAAGCCUGGAUACAUUCUUCCAAGCGGCUGUGUAUGGAAAGUAUGCCAUUCCCAUCGAGACAUUCGGGAGCGAAGCCGACAACAACCGAGUCGCAGAUGCAGUCAAGCACACGCACAGAAUCAUCGAAGCGCAAUACUACGCCAAUUACACGCGCAUUUCGGCGGAGAAUAGCUCAUUGCCACUGUUGACGGGAAAUGCGACACGUCCGGACCAUUGGAGGCUAGUUCAAGAUGCAGCUUCCACGCGGGUGUUGGAGGCGCUGUUGGCUGCGAUGGUGAUUUUGGGUGUGUUGGCAACAGUGUUGAUGAAUACCGACCAUGUACUUCCGAAGAAUCCAUGCAGUAUUGCAGCGGUGGCGAGUCUAUUUGCUGACUCGAAUAUUCUGGAGCAAUAUGAGGAUGUGCCGCGGAAUGAAAAGCAGCAGGAGGGAAUGUUUGCUAAAUCACGGUUCUAUCUGGGAUGGGAGGAUGAUGCCGAUGAAUCAACGACAGGGCACAAGGACAGUGACAGAUCUACUAUCUAUGCGAGAGAUUCAGAAGGGAGGGCAGCUUAAUCGAAUAUAAUAAUCUAGAAUAAUUUUAAUACAGCUGUUAUGUCGUCAGAUC
Molecule: messenger RNA, 2695 nt
Organism: Aspergillus wentii DTO 134E9
Lineage: Eukaryota; Fungi; Ascomycota; Eurotiomycetes; Eurotiales; Aspergillaceae
Product: DUF3433 domain-containing protein
Exons: 3
Coding region: 1-2643 (880 amino acids)
Source: RefSeq, a predicted model, not a curated record